This is a messenger RNA of Didymosphaeria variabile, 1224 nucleotides long. It is a transcript of the gene SHP1, whose product is annotated as protein phosphatase regulator. Gene Ontology annotation, cellular component: nucleus; cytosol. Gene Ontology annotation, molecular function: ubiquitin binding. Gene Ontology annotation, biological process: nuclear membrane reassembly; membrane fusion; autophagosome assembly. Bases 1 to 1224 code for a protein of 407 amino acids. The record is from RefSeq and is a predicted model, not a curated record. Lineage: Eukaryota; Fungi; Ascomycota; Dothideomycetes; Pleosporales; Didymosphaeriaceae. The transcript is spliced from 3 exons.
AUGGCACAGAACGCAGAACAGUACCUGGCCGCAGCCAACUGGAACCUCGAACACGCCGGAGCUCUCUACUUCGACGACGCUGCCCCGCAAGACGAACAAGACGCCACCUCCGCUAACGACCUUACAUCGCAGACCAACAUGGCCGACGACAACGAAAACCAGACGCCCGCCCAGCAGCCAGGUGGCGGUCGUACAUUGGGAGGUGCAUAUGUGCCGCCCACCGAGUCUAGCUCUUCGUCAGCGCAACAACCAGCGGCACAGCGGCAGCCCCAGCGGGGACUGAGGACCCUUGGAGAUCUACAGUCGUCUGGCGGUGGCGGUCACGGACACGCUCACGACGACGACGACUCAGAUGAUGACGAUGAGCAGCAUGACUUCUUCACGGGUGGUGAGAAGUCUGGACUUGCGGUGCAGAAUCCCAACCAGUCGAAUCCCCGCGAUCAGAUCAACAAUAUUCUGCGACGCGCUCGACAGAAUGCCCCUCGUCCAGGCGGCGAUGACGAGCAACCCGUCACCCAAUUCCGCGGCACUGGUAUGACAUUGGGCGGCGACGAUGCGCCCUCUCGCGAAAUCCCCGACCCCACCGCCAGCGCCCCGAGCCUUCCCCCGCGCGCACACCGCGAGCUACAUCUGUGGCGGGAUGGCUUCUCUGUCGAUGACGGCGAUCUCUUCCGAUAUGAUGAUCCGGCCAACGCUCGCACGCUCGAGAUGAUUAAUACCGGCCACGCCCCGCUUCACAUCCUCAACGUCGAGCAAGGACAAGAGGUGGAUGUUGAAGUACACGCACACAAGGACGAGGAUUAUGUCAAGCCAAAGAAGAAGUACGUACCCUUCUCCGGCUCUGGCCAGCGUCUCGGCAGCCCUACGCCCGGCGCGAGCACGUUUGCUCAACCACCCGCUCCGGCCGCUUCUUCAUCCGGUUCCACGGUCGCCGCAGGUGCUGCCGAUGCUGCGAAACCGACCGUCGAUGUCGACUCCAGCGCGCCUGUGAUUACACUCCAGAUUCGCCUAGCGGACGGCACACGCCUGCCUUCGCGAUUCAACAUGACGCACACUAUCGGGGAUGUGUACAACUUUGUCAACUCGGCCAGCCCUGCGAGCACACAGCGCCCGUAUGCGCUCAUGACUACGUUCCCAAGUAGGGAGCUAUCGGACAAGGCUCAGGCCUUGGGUGAUCUGGCCGAGUUCAAGCGGGGGGGCGUGGUGGUGCAGAAGUGGACUUGA